This is a messenger RNA of Pipra filicauda (Wire-tailed manakin), 2193 nucleotides long. It is a transcript of the gene PRPH, whose product is annotated as peripherin. The coding region runs from base 36 to 1214 and encodes 392 amino acids. The transcript is spliced from 9 exons. Lineage: Eukaryota; Metazoa; Chordata; Aves; Passeriformes; Pipridae. Gene Ontology annotation, cellular component: axon; type III intermediate filament; plasma membrane. Gene Ontology annotation, molecular function: structural molecule activity. The record is from RefSeq and is a predicted model, not a curated record.
CCGGGACCGGCGGCCGCCGCCCUCCCGGUGGCACCAUGAGCCGCCGCGACCGCGACCCCCGGGCGUCGCCGCCCCUCCCCGUGGCCCCGGGGCGGCUGGCGGCGGCGGCGGCGGCGCGGGGCGCGGAGCGGGAGGAACUGGCGGCGCUGAACGAUCGUUUCGCCGCUUUCCUGGAGCGGGUGCGGGCGCUGGAGCGGCAGAACGGGACCCUCCGCGCCGCCCUGGGCCGCGCCGCCGCCGCCACCGGGCCCCGCACCGGGCUGGUGCAGGGGGAGCUGCGGGGGCUGCGGGAGCGGCUGGAGCGCCUCGGCCGCGACCGGGACCGGCUCCAGGCCGAGCGGGACGGGCUCGCCACCGACCUGGCGGCCCUGCGGCAGCGGCUGGAAGAUGAGACACAGAAGCGUGAGGAUGCAGAGAAGACCCUGGUGCUGUUCCGCAAGGACUUGGACCACGCCACGCUGUCCCGCCUGGAGCUGGAGCGCAGGGUCGAGCUGCUCAUGGACGAGAUCGGCUUCCUCAAGAAGCUGCACGAGGAGGAGCUGCGGGACCUGGAGGUGAGCGCCCCGAGCCCGGCGGGGCCGGCGGAGGUGGAGGGCUGCAAACCGGAGCUGACGGCGGCGCUGCGCGAGAUCCGCACCCAGUACGAGAGCAUCGCCGUCAAGAACCUGCAGGAGGCCGAGGAGUGGUACAAGUCGAAGUUCGCCGACCUGUCGGACGCGGCCAACCGCAACCACGAGGCCCUGCGCCUGGCCAAGCAGGAGAUGAACGAGUCCCGGCGGCACAUCCAGAGCCUGACCUGCGAGGUGGACGGGCUGAAGGGCAUGAACGAGGCGCUGCAGCGGCAGAUGCGGGAGAUGGAGGACGAGUUCGGGGAGGAGAUCGGCAACUACCAGGCCGCGGUGGGGCGGCUGGAGCAGGAGAUCCAGCAGAUGAAGGAGGAGAUGGCGCGGCACCUGCGCGAGUACCAGGACCUGCUCAACGUCAAGAUGGCCCUGGACAUCGAGAUCGCCACGUACCGCAAGCUGCUGGAGGGCGAGGAGAGCCGGAUCACCGUCCCCCUGCACCCAACCACCUCCUUCAGCGUGAGAAGCUCAGUGCUGGAGCCCCAGCCCGUGGAGAUCCCGGCACGAAGGACGGUGCUCAUCAAAACCAUCGAGACCCGGGACGGGCAGCAGGUGGUGACGGAGUCGCACAAGGAGCGGGCAGGGAAGUGACGGAGGGGACCCGCCGGGGUGGCCGCUCUGCCGGACCCCCCCAGACCCCCCCACGCGGGGCACGGAGCAGAGCGGGGGGGGCCGGGAGCCCCCCACCCCUAAUCCCUGCUGCCGGCACCGUGGGGCGAUGCCGCGGUGUGUCCCUGUGCCUUGUGUGUCCCCCCCGUGCCUUGUCCCCCCCCCCCGUGCCUUGUCCCCCCCCCCCGUGCCUUGUCCCCCCCCCCGUGCCUUGUCCCCCCCCUAUUUUAUUUCUCGCUAUUUAUUGUUCUCCCAAGCACAGCCCGGCCGUGUUUCACAGCGACCCUUCCCCGGGGGGGUCCCGGCGCCCCUCCCGCCACCGGAGCGGGCCCCGGCUGUCCCCGGGGCUGGGGGGUCCGGUGUCCCCCCCGCGCUGUCCCCUCCGGUGUCACCCCCCCGGGACCGCCAGGGGGCGCCCUCGGCCGCUUUAAUUGCGCGUUAAUUACCGGCUUAAUUACGGCGUGACGAGGCUUUGGGGGCGGGCGGGGAAAACGCCCCGAUUUCCAUAAUCGCGUUAUUUUUAAGCGAUUUUUUUUCGUUUUUUUUUUCUUUUUCGGAUCGUUUCGGCCGCGUUGUUUUAAACCGGAUCGCGCAAAAAAAUCGCGUUGCCGUGACGCGAAAUUCGCUUGUUAGUUUUGCUACCUUGAGCAAAUUCUGUAUCACUUUAAAGCGAUUUUGCAUCGUUGGUUGGAUCAUUACAAGCAAAUUACGCAAAAUUGCAUCUCAAGCAAUUUUUUGCACCAUUAAUUACAUCGUUUUAACCAAAUCGUGCAAAGUUGUGUUCUUUAAACAAAUUUUUGCACGCCUAAUUGCAUUAUUUUAACAACAUUUUGCAUGAAUGGGCUACUUUAAGCAAUUCCUGCAUCGUAAAUUCCGUUAUUUUCAGAAAAUGGCAUUAUUUUAAGUAUUUUUCACAUUAUUGCCACUUUAAGCAAAUACAAAAUUGCCUUAUUUCAGGCCA